Rhodofomes roseus is the source of this 1945-nucleotide messenger RNA. RefSeq names its product zf-DHHC-domain-containing protein. Bases 222 to 1580 code for a protein of 452 amino acids. Gene Ontology annotation, cellular component: endoplasmic reticulum; Golgi apparatus. Lineage: Eukaryota; Fungi; Basidiomycota; Agaricomycetes; Polyporales; Fomitopsidaceae. The transcript is spliced from 10 exons. Gene Ontology annotation, biological process: peptidyl-L-cysteine S-palmitoylation; protein targeting to membrane. The record is from RefSeq and is a predicted model, not a curated record. Gene Ontology annotation, molecular function: protein-cysteine S-palmitoyltransferase activity.
GUUUAGCGUUUAGUAGUUAGACGCCCAUUGUGCGGGUAGAAUCCUGUAAGAUCACGUGAAGCGUGAGGCUGAUCGGGCGUCUACGGCUGCGGCGCGGCCGACACGCGUCUGUCGCGGUGACCUCACGGUCUUCACCACCGCUGCUUGUCCGUUGCCCACACGCGUACCCCGCGCUGCUCUCGGUCCUUGUCUCGCGCUAUCUUGUGACUCGGAUACGACUUAUGGCCCAGCAUGCAGAGAAAAGCAGGCGACAAGAACUCAAUUGCUGCGCGGUCAUGGAGGAGGCGGCGAUGCGCUCCAGGGAACGCAGAGCGAAGCGCAAGCAGAAGCCCAUGCCGUGGAUCGUGCUCAAGCUCGCGGUCGGUAUCACCAUCGCCAUUGUCGCAUAUACGUUCUAUGUGUACAUUGGGAGGCUGUGCGUGCCGAUGAUCAGGAGGGACGAGGGCGCUCUGGGCGGCAGAGCUACGGGCAUCGGGUUCUUGGUGGUGUUCUGUGUGCUGGGUCUGAUGAUGCUCUGGGCUUAUGAGAAGGUCGUCCUUACGUCCCCAGGCCUUGCGAGAGACUUCGUGAAGAAGACACCGGAGCCGGUGGUGAAUACUUUCGUGCCGGCUUGGUGGGACUCGCAGCGGGACUUGACGGGCAUGCCGUACCAGUACAUGGGCCAGGGCGAGCAGCCACCAGAACCAACUGCUGCCGAUCACGAAGACGGUCUGCAGCCCCCUAAUGGGCACCAGCCCAAUGGGCACCAGCCUAAUGGGCACCAGGCAGAUGGUGAUGCUCAAGCUGGGAUGACGGAUGCCAUCCCUGCGGUUGCACAAGCCCGCGUUGCAAAGCCCGAUGCGCCUGCCCCGCAACAGAACGGAAGCGCACGCAAGGGCCCUCAGAAUUCCAGACGUGUACCAGAGACCGCCGUGUUGCGUCCCGAGAAUCGGUAUUGCUGGAAAGAAGGCUUCGUCAAGCCCCUCAGGGCGCACCAUUGUGCUGCCUGUGGUACCUGUGUCCUUAGAUACGACCAUCAUUGUCCAUGGAUCGGGCAAUGCGUCGGCGCGCGCAAUUACAAAUACUUCGUGAUCUUCCUCGAGUGGGCCCUUCUGUUCUGUUUGUGGACCUUCUCGACGCUCGUCGCUGAUCAGGCGAAGUCGGGACGCGUAGACGCCCAGAAGAUCGUCAUCAUUGUCUUGUCGUUCUUCUUCGUGGUGUUCACGUCGUCGUUAUUGGUAUCGCACAUGCGGCUCAUCAUGCUAAAUACGACAACUGUGGAGUCGCUUAGAUCACAGAGCAUACGCGACCGAGAGAAGCGUGUGCUCGCCCGCAUGCACCCUUGGUAUGCAGUAGGCGCGAAGAGGCGCACACGCAAACAGUGGGACCAGGAAUGGGGUCGUAUAGACCACGAGGGAAACCUAUGGUGGUUCGGGAGCUACCGCGCAAACUGGGAGUCUGUCAUGGGGUCCUAUGCAUGGCAGUGGUUCCUACCCAUUGGCCAAAGUCCCGAUGAUGGCCUAUCGUACAUCCCCAACCCUCGUCAUGACCCCGAGGGACGCUGGAGGCCACGGCGGGAGUGGCCUGCCAAGUUACAAUAGACGUGAGCGCUACUCUCCGCUCUUGUGUCCGUCUGAGACGCAGGGCAUUUUGGCGUCUCCUUGAUCCGCCCGCCGUGCAGUUCUGCAUUUAUGACAUGUCUGGAUGAUGACCCCGCUACGUAUAUGGAUGGAACUCUGCCCGGAUUUCUGAUAUCGUAUCUACAUUCAUAAUCUACCGCACUGUAAAUUAUGCCUAUACCUACACACUCGCCAUAGACUUUCAGUUGUGCGACCGUCAAGGUCGUUCCGUCAUACGAACGGAUCAAAAAUACCACCGACUCGAUCGUGAAUGCCAGUCACCAAAACGUAGAUCCGCUCCGACAUUUCCUAUUUGGGUCGGAAAUAUUAAACGUGACCUCGACGGA